This is a messenger RNA of Chilo suppressalis (striped riceborer), 348 nucleotides long. Lineage: Eukaryota; Metazoa; Arthropoda; Insecta; Lepidoptera; Crambidae. The record is from the annotation of a GenBank genome assembly.
AUGAAGGCAGCACUGAUUUUCCUCGCCGUGGUGGUGGCAAUGGCUUCAGCCGCAGGUGUCAACUUUGUGGACAAUUCGCCACCACAAAACGGAAAUGGUGUUCAUGUCGUAGAUAACUCUAAUGGUGUCAACUUUGUGGACAAUUCGCCACCCCAAAACGGAAAUGGGGUUCAUGUCGUAGAUAACUCUAAUGGUGUUAACGUCGUUGACAACAACCCAGAUAAUGGACAACAAGUUAACUUUGUCGUUACAGCUCAAGGUGGCUACGAACCAAUUGACAUCGGGCCGGCAUUUGUAGAACCACAACAAGGAUACGUCGAUCACUCCUACCUGCGUAGCGGCAAGUGA